Molecule: messenger RNA, 3197 nt
Organism: Ruditapes philippinarum (Manila clam)
Lineage: Eukaryota; Metazoa; Mollusca; Bivalvia; Venerida; Veneridae
Exons: 7
Coding region: 639-1481 (280 amino acids)
Source: RefSeq, a predicted model, not a curated record
AAUCAAAUAUAUUAAUGCGUGUUACGUGGUUUGCAAAAUAAGUCCAGGACCGUUGAUUCAAUUAAUCAUAGUGAUAUAUGGCAGUGGAGGUAUAGUUGUAGCUAAAUAUUUCAUUUAUGAAAGAUAGUGAAGGAUUUAAACUGUCGACUGAUCAAAGAUAUUAUAGGCCUUUAAUGGUUUUAGAUAAAAUUAUCUUUCUACAAUACAGUGAAGGAUUUAAACAGUUGACUGACCAUAGAUAUAUUAGGUGUUUAAAGAUAAUUAUGGAAUUAGAAAACAAAGCCAUAUAUUUUACAACGAUUUUAGUUAUAAAGAGGAUGUGAUGGCUGUGAUUAACAAACGAGAGUAACUGUUUCACAUGAAAUUUACCUUUAGACAGAUUUGAGAACAAGUCUAAAUUGUUGACUGAUCACAGAUUAAAAAGGAUAUAAAAAUAAUUAUGUAAGUAAGUUUAAGACACGAUAACACCUAAAUUUAUUUUGACAGUGAACACAAAGGGGAAGAAUUCUUAUUACAAUUAAAUUUACAAGUAAACAUAGGAUAGGCUCUUUCGGUUUCGGGCAUCACGGAUUUGUUUCCAACAACUCAGACAUACACUCGUAGUUUCAUCUGGAAGUUACUAAAGUAAGGACCGCAGUAUGGCUGGUAUCAAAAUGUGUAUGGUAUACUUACUAAUAAAUGCCGUAUUGCUACCAACACCAACAGGGGCAUCAGUGUCUGUUACAACAGAUAGUGAUUUAGGUGAUAAAGAAUGGAUAAAAUGCAACAGUAAAACAGUAGUGACCUGUUCUAUACAACCAUAUUCAAUUAUGACGUGGACAAUAGAUGACAAUGUGGUUGCUGACUGUACGUUUGAUUCCUGUAAUACGUACAUAACCGGUGGAGCACAUUACGGCUUUGCGUUCGAUAAAAAUAACGGAAUCUUUAAUAUAACUAUGGAUCCAGUUACUUUUGCUGACAAUGAGAAAACGUUUAAAUGUGAUGAUGGCAAUGAGCAUGAUAUCCUAGUUGCAAAAGUGCAUGUCAUACCAGACAGCAGUGGCUCAACAAUAUCAAUUUCAAAAAAGUCACAGUCUAUAGAUAUCAUGGCAACAACAGGAUGCAUCUACCCCAGCUCAAACAUACAGUUUGAGUGGUAUUUCUUCAAGGAUGGUCAAGAACCAGAACUUUAUAACGAAAGUCGAUCUCUUCAAUCAACUAAUGAGUUUGGCUGUACAAGUAAACCAUGUGGUGGAAAGGGUGUUGUUAAGGUAACCAGCACACUAACUAUACAGGAAGACCCUGAUGGAGACAACUAUUAUUUUCAAGUAUUGAUCAAACAUCCUGAUACAACUGAUAUUAUUGUCAGAGCAGAAAACCAAUUUAAACUGAAAGGCAACGGGGAUCAAAUUCGCGAAACAAGCCAAGGUACAAGCAUUUCCAUACAUGUUUCAACAGUUAUGUUUUCUGUGAUAGUAAUCAUGAUUUAUGUAUUCUUGUGAUUCUAAGGAACAAUUGUGAAAUACAUUUUGUACUACCUGAUUUGAAGUCUUUAUUUGUUAACUGUUUUAGUAUGAAAAAUGUGAAGAUAUACUUACUACUAUUCAACAACAUUCUUAAAAAGGGAAGCAGCACGAGUAAAAGUAUGUGCCUAGAACUUUCAGCCGUAGGCUUUUUAUUGUUAUUAAAACAUGCGUGGUAUCAUUAAGAAAGUAAUUUGUGUUAACAUUCAUCCUCAUCAGAUAUAACUAGUCAUUUAACAUUUGAUAUCAGAUACUUGAAAAGGUGUUGUUUGUUUAUUAAAUUAUAUCUGAAAUUCUUUGGUAUCGAAACUUUUAUUAUAUUAGGAUCGUUUUGCUACUGACAAUUAUUUGUCAAUGGUUAUUAUUUUCUCUUUAAAUUGUCAUUACUGAAUAAAUUUAGCUUGGUUGUAAAAGAAUAUCGAAUUCAUACUAUCCCAAAAGACUGCAGGGAUUUAAUGGGCAUGAUUGUUGAUAAAUUUAACACUGCAAAUUCAGACACACUUUUCUUUGAUAAGGUUGAACAGAGGGCGAGGUCAUCAGAGAAGGAAUUGCGAAUGUCGCAGUUUGUUCUAAAUGUUAUAUUACCACACAACAUCAGACCAAUGAUACUGUUACAUGUUCUAAAAUUGAGAAAACUUCGUUUGAAAAUAUACCUUGUUAGUAUAUAUAUCCCUUCCGAAUUUAAACUUGCUGACAACGCGACCCAAAGGAACAAAUGCUCAAUCACGCAUGUAAAUAAAAUGAUUUCCUAUUAUCUCUUUAUGCCACCGUGGAUUUCAAUAUUCAUUAUUAUUAAUAUUAUCAUUAUUACAAUAUUAUGUAAGACAAAGUGGCUGCUUCUUGUUUUCAAAUUGAUUAAAAGACAACAAAAUAUUACCAUCAACUAAAUUAACCCAUUUUUUUAAGAUGCUUCUGCGACAGAAAGCCUUUUUUCAAAUACUUAACGGAAUCCAGUUAUAUUUGAAUGAUUUAAAUAACAAAUAUUCUUGUUCUAUCAAAUUUACUUUUAUUCAAUAUAUUUUUCGAAAAACAAUGAUUACUUUGAGGAGAUUGCUUUAUAAACAUAUUUUGUUAAUAUGUGUUUCAUUAGAAUACAACAUUCGUUUAUUAAUUAUCAUGUACAAUUUAACUUGAUUCGCCGUAUGUAUUCAAAGUUUAUUUUUUAUUAUUACGCCUAUGACUGUAUCUAUACAAUUAUUGAAUGUUUAUCAAGGGAAUAUCCGAAACUUUGAACCUUGCAAAUGUGAUAUACUCUGAGGUGAAUGAAUUACAACGGACAACAACUUAAAUUUUUCAGACUAAUUGUAAUGCAUAUAUAAGAUAACAAGUGUACAGUGUAAGUACAAUCCAUUUAUUUUACAAAUACUUCCGUCAUUUUUUAAUGAUGGAAAUAUUAUGCAUAUUCACAAUAUCAGUUUAAACUGUGAAUCGUAAUAUUUCACCAUAGCACAUGUCAUAAUAACUAUCAAAUAAUUAGAUAUCUAAUUUGUAAAUGGCACUAUGACGAUAAUGUAUAUUGAUGUAAAUGGACAUAUAAUUAACUACAAUGCAAUAUAUAUACAUUGUAUAAACCGUAGUUGUUUCUUACGUUUUCCUUCGUUGUUAUGAAAACUUAUGAUUGCCUCAUUCAUUUAAAUUAUGGCAUGUGUAUGGUUAAUAAAUCUUGCUUUGAAGUUGCUUACUAAAUGCCGUCAU